AUGGUGGGCUUCAUCACCGAACUGAGGUCCAUCAGCCUCGUGUGUCCCGUCAUCGUGAUGAAAACCACCACCCUGCAGCCCCAGGACCAAUCCGUUAACCCGGCUUCCUCCCAUGCCAUUGUGACCACCCUCUUUUCCUCUGGUAAAGACCAUUCACAUCACAUUGAUCGUGAGUACCCCCAAGGCAACAAGAUAUAUCAAAGGGAAUCCAGCUUCCAUGGUGAAUCCCCCCACCAUGGUGAGGAACUAUCCAACAAUCCCUCUAGUGGAUAUCGUCGCCACAGUGGUGCCUCCCAUCAAGGCGAGAUCCCCCAGGGUGAAACAUACCACCAAGACGAGCCUGUCUACUAUGAAGAGUUCCACAACCACCAUGGUGAGACCCCCCAAUUUGGUAGGCGACUUCCUCGCCGUGGAGAGACCUAUUCCCACCAAUCCAAUGAGGGGUCCUUCUGUAGUAGCUUCCAUCACCCUCGUGGUGAGCACCACCACAGCAAAUACCAUCACAGUGAACGUCUCCGCCAUGGCGAGCAUCCGCACCGUGGUGGGCACCACCAUGGACAGCCUCACCACAGUGAGCAUCAUCGCCGUGAACAUCUCCGCCGUGAACAUCAUAUCCCCGAUGCGGAGUACCACCAUGGUACCUACCAAGUCUCUGGACCCUAUCUGUCCUCCAGCACAGUAACAAACCUCCACCGUGAUAUGUCACGCAUCAGGAGCUCGGGUCAGUUUGUACCUCCAUCCCUCAGUGUAAUUCACUCACGCAGCUCCCAGACCCUCAGCAAAGUCCAUCCCCAGGCUGCUUUCACCUCAGAAGUGGAAAACUGGUGUGAAGAUGAACAAUUUCAGAAGCGCAAAAUUGGCCGGACUCAGCGAGCUCACAAGAAACGUACUGAGUACCUGACCCAGUUGCUGUGGGAAAAGCUAAGCUUUUUGAUUCAGUGGCUCCGGGAAAGGCUCCUGCAUCUGACAGAGACCAUGGCCUUUGAAAUCUUCAUCUUCUUCAUCAUCUGCCUCAACACCACCAUGAUGGUGGCCCAGACCUUUGCUGAGGUUGAAGUCCGGGGUGAGUGGUACUUCAUGGCCAUGGACUCAGUCUUCUUAUGCAUUUACGUAGUGGAAGCUGUGAUCAAAAUCAUAGCCCUGGGUUCCAAGUAUUUUCAUGACGCCUGGAACAAUCUAGACUUCUUCAUCAUGACCAUGGCCUUCCUGGACUUCCUGCUCAUGCAGCUCAAUGCCUCCUUCCUGACCAACUUAUACAACCAGAGCAACGUCCGGCUCCUCAAGGUCCUCAAGAGCCUGCGGGCCCUAAGAGCCAUCAGGGUCCUACGGAAGUUCAGCAUCCUGAACAGCCUUCAGGAACUGACGGGGACUCUGGCCCCAUCCCUGCCGUCCAUCACAGCCAUCCUCAUUCUCAUGUUCACCUGCCUCUUCCUCUUCUCUGUGGUGCUCCGGGCACUGUUCCGCCAUUCGGACCCCGUACGCUUCCAGAACCUCUUCACCACCCUCUUCACCCUCUUCACCAUGCUCACUCUGGACGACUGGUCCUUCAUCUACUUGGACAGCCGGUCUCAGGGAGCCUGGUACAUCAUUCCCAUUCUCAUGGUUUAUAUCAUCAUCCAGUACUUCAUCUUCCUCAACCUGGUGAUUGCAGUCCUGGUGGACAAUUUCCAGAUGGCCCUGCUCAAAGGCCUGGAGAAAGUGAAGCUAGAGAGGGCUGCCCGAUUCCAAGAGAAGCUGUUGGACGAUUCACUGACGGAACUCAGCAAAGCAGAGCUUGAAGAGCAGAGUGAAGAGACUCAUAAGCAACUCAUUGAGAAGAAAUUUGGGGACAUGACUGAAAAGCAGAAGGAGCUGCUGUUCCAUUUCCUGCAGCUGGUGGCUGGGGUGGAACAUCAUCAACAGAAGUUCCGGUCCCAGGCAUGUGUCAUCGACAAGAUUGCGGACACUGCCUUUGAGGCUGGAGAAGAGGAUUUCAGGAAGUGA
This is a messenger RNA of Chrysochloris asiatica (Cape golden mole), 1983 nucleotides long. RefSeq names its product cation channel, sperm associated 1 (gene CATSPER1). The record is from RefSeq and is a predicted model, not a curated record. Gene Ontology annotation, cellular component: membrane; CatSper complex. NCBI's taxonomy places the organism in Eukaryota, Metazoa, Chordata, Mammalia, Afrosoricida, Chrysochloridae. The transcript has 13 exons. Gene Ontology annotation, biological process: regulation of cilium beat frequency involved in ciliary motility; calcium ion transport; flagellated sperm motility. The coding region runs from base 1 to 1983 and encodes 660 amino acids. Gene Ontology annotation, molecular function: voltage-gated calcium channel activity; calcium-activated cation channel activity.